Acanthopagrus latus (yellowfin seabream) is the source of this 5681-nucleotide messenger RNA. RefSeq names its product F-box and WD repeat domain containing 7 (gene fbxw7). Gene Ontology annotation, biological process: proteasome-mediated ubiquitin-dependent protein catabolic process; ubiquitin recycling. Gene Ontology annotation, molecular function: ubiquitin binding. Lineage: Eukaryota; Metazoa; Chordata; Actinopteri; Spariformes; Sparidae. The coding region runs from base 820 to 3165 and encodes 781 amino acids. Gene Ontology annotation, cellular component: cytoplasm; nucleus. The record is from RefSeq and is a predicted model, not a curated record. The transcript has 15 exons.
UCAUGUUGCGACAGCCAUUCUUUCCAGUCGGUGGAGAGUCAGGAGACGAACAAACCUGGCGGUUGCUGAAGAGGCUGUGAACGGCGAAUCAUCCACAACUGGCACGCUGUUUGCUCUCAGUGGAUGUGUUUUCCCUCCUGUAAUGGUCGGCGGCCAUCGUAUCUCGCCCAGGACAGAAACGGAGCCAAGGGGUCGACCAACACUCUGGUGAAUCUGACAGAGCAGCUAACGUUAGCGGCGUCCCACUAGCCAGCUAACAUUACACGAACUUGGCUUGCAGUGUUGCCUUGUAGAGGCUAGUUAGCUGAUCUUGCUAACUUGCUAGCCCCUGUUAGUUAGAUGCAAACACUGAUUGCUGCUGCUGCUGGUGGGAAACCAAGAAGCGAAAGAAGGAGCCUUUUAACCUCAUUGGACCCUGUGUAGCUUUAGCUUCAAGCUCCAGAGGAUAUCUCGCUUUGGAUACACGACCUGUGGGAAUCACCGGAGAGGCCUGUUGUCUUUGUUCACCCCAACACUUCUGAGCCUCCCACCUUCCACCUUCGCUGCCCCUGGCUCAGUCGGUGGCUCAGCAUCACUUCAAAGAGGAAGGUCUGCGGAGCUGCAGAUAACACUCUGUUCCCCCAAGCACCAGCAGGCUUUUUCCAGAGCCCCUACGCAGUCCCUCGACUGACAGAAAGAAUCAACCCUUAGAGCGGGACCUGGAGUGGAGAAGACCAAUUGUGGCCUGAACAAAGACAGCCAGAGAGAACUAAUGCCAAGCCCUUCUCCUCCUCAGACAGCCUAGCGAAGGUCCAGGAGGUAGCAAGCUGGCUUUUGGAAAUGAACCAGGAUCUGCUGUCGGGGGGCAGCAGCAGCAGGCGGAGUCGAGGGCCGGGGGGUCCGGCAGUGCGAGGUAACGCCUCCUCCACCGCCCGGGCACCUCAGCAGGCGGCAGAGGAGGGUGAUGAGGAUGAGCACAUGAACCGGGUAGUCGAGGAGGAAGGGCAGCUGCAGCAAAGGCCUGAGGCAUCGCAGGUUGACGGCGAGAGAGAACCACCUUGGGCGGCAAGCGAGUCAGGAGCCAGCAACGGCCCUCGGGGAGACGAGGACGUGGAAGAAGAUGAAGAGGGCCCUCCCAACGAAGUGAACGGAGGUGAGAAAGGAGCCCGAUGGAUGUGGGGGGCAGAGCAGCGGCGGCUGCGAGGCCAGCCGCUGGGCGAGGAGGACGAGGAGGAGGAGGAAGAGGAGGAGAACAACAACAGCAGCAGUCAACAAGAGGAGGAGGACACGGAGGAGAGGACAGAGGGAGGGGAGGAGCCGGGGAGGGAGGAAGAGGAGAGGGAAGAGGGCGAGGAGGAAGAGGAGGAGGAUGAGGACGAGGAGGAGAUGGACCAAGACAGCGAUGACUUUGAGCAUUCGGCGGAGAGUGGGAGGGAGGAGGAGGAGGAGGAGGAAGGAGAAGGGGAGGAAGGGCUGCGGUCUCCCUCUCUCAGGAACAAUGUGUCUGCCCCCAAUAACAACCUGGACUCUGGUUGUACACACCAAAGCUCUUCCAACAAGAAGAUGAAGAGGAAGUUGGACCAUGGCCCCGAGGUCCGAUCUUUCCCUUCAGGCAAAAAGCCCUGCAAAGGCCCAGAAUAUCCAAGCCCGACAGGAAUCGUCCCAUGUCCAGCCACACCCACCACAUUUGGCCACAUCAGAACAGCCAAUGGUCAGGGGCAGCAGAGACGGCGCAUCACCUCAAUCCAGCCACCCACGGGUCUCCAAGAAUGGCUCCGAACAUUUCAGAGCUGGACCGGCCCAGAGAAGCUGCUGGCGCUGGAUGAGUUGAUUGACAGCUGUGAACCCACACAAGUCAAGCAUAUGAUGCAGGUGAUAGAGCCGCAGUUUCAGCGAGACUUCAUCUCCCUGCUGCCCAAAGAGCUGGCUUUGUAUGUGCUGUCAUUCCUGGAACCGAAGGACCUCCUCCAAGCGGCCCAGACGUGUCGCUACUGGCGCAUCCUGGCAGAAGACAACCUGCUGUGGAGGGAGAAAUGCAGGGAAGAAGGCAUCGAUGAGCCUCUGCCCCUCAAGAAGAGGAAAAUCGUCAAGCCCGGGUUCACUCACAGCCCUUGGAAGAGUGCCUACAUCAGGCAGCACAGAAUAGACACCAACUGGCGGAGAGGGGACCUAAAAUCACCCAAGGUGCUGAAAGGUCAUGACGACCACGUGAUCACCUGCCUCCAGUUCUGUGGCAACCGCAUCGUCAGCGGCUCUGACGACAACACGCUGAAAGUCUGGUCGGCCAUCACAGGAAAGUGUCUGCGCACGUUGGUGGGCCACACAGGCGGCGUGUGGUCAUCCCAGAUGAGAGACAACAUUAUUAUCAGCGGCUCCACUGAUCGCACACUCAAGGUCUGGAACGCAGAGACAGGAGAAUGUAUCCACACCCUUUACGGGCAUACCUCAACAGUGCGCUGCAUGCACCUACAUGAGAAAAGGGUGGUCAGUGGCUCCCGUGACGCCACGCUGCGCGUCUGGGACAUCGAGACAGGUCAGUGUUUACACGUCCUCAUGGGCCACGUGGCGGCAGUGCGCUGCGUCCAGUAUGACGGGCGGCGGGUGGUCAGCGGUGCCUACGACUUCAUGGUCAAAGUGUGGGACCCCGAGACGGAAACCUGCCUCCACACGCUGCAGGGCCACACCAACAGAGUGUACUCGUUACAGUUCGAUGGGAUCCACGUGGUGAGCGGCUCAUUGGACACGUCUAUAAGGGUCUGGGACGUGGAGACGGGAAACUGCAUCCACACGUUAACAGGGCAUCAGUCCCUCACCAGCGGCAUGGAGCUCAAAGACAACAUCCUGGUCUCAGGCAACGCAGACUCCACUGUCAAGAUCUGGGACAUCAAGACAGGCCAGUGCCUGCAAACACUGCAAGGUCCCCACAAGCACCAGAGCGCCGUGACGUGCCUCCAGUUCAACAAGAACUUUGUCAUCACCAGCUCGGACGAUGGCACGGUCAAACUGUGGGACCUGAAGACGGGCGAGUUCAUCCGAAACCUGGUGACUCUGGAGAGCGGCGGCAGCGGCGGUGUGGUGUGGCGCAUCCGCGCCUCCAACACCAAGCUGGUGUGCGCGGUGGGCAGCCGCAACGGCACAGAGGAGACCAAGCUGCUGGUGCUGGACUUUGACGUGGACAUGAAGUGAGGAGGGACGGUGGUCGGUAAGAGAAGAGAGCGAACCACGGAGAGGAAGGAAAUCGAGAGGGAAUGGGAGAUGAGGCACCUAGACACCCGGAGGGCCCGCAGCCCGGAACUCUUCACCCAAACUCUACAAAAUCUACAACCACCACCACCAACAGUGGGCCGUCCUGUCCUCUAGCAUCAGCUUCCCCCCGUCACCCCCCCUUUGGGCAAAUGUUACCGACGGAGCCACAGACCCUCACGUGUUCAGCCCUCUGCUUUUGAAUCCCCGCCGCCCCCCACCACCACCACCACCAGUACGAGGUGGAGCUGGAGGGGAUCGGGCUGGAAACGAGGCAGGGGAGAGGAGGGCACGACCGGUCUGUCCCCCGAUUGGCUGGGAAGAAAACAAAAAAGAGGAAGACAAGGAAUGACGACUGAACUCUUGAAGCGACUCUCAACCCUUUUCGGUUUCGGGGUCAGCUUCGCACAGAGACUUGGUUUCGCUCAAGCCUGACAGAUUUUGAGAUGUACAGAGAUAUAUUAUUUUUUAAAGAACCCCCACCUCCACACACAAACCCCCCCCCACCCCACACCCCCACCCCGCCUACCAUCAGUGCGCGCCCAUACACACAUACACUCAAAACGGCCAACCGUCAAGAUCGAGGGAGGUGGUAGACGUUUUUAAAAGCUAAAUUUUCCACACACAGCUACACCUAAAGAGCUGCUCGAUGUAGAGGAGAGAAAGCGACUGGAGGGUUCAGCCUGUAAUCAGGCUCGUUUCUUGUCACUCCAUUUCCGUUCUUUAUUGUUCUCCACUCGGUUUCAGUAGUUUGAUUUCUUUACAAUAUCGCACACAAACACAACUGUGAAUUUCAAUACGUUUAUUUUUUGGUUUAUCAUAUGAAAGGGGUUUCUCUUUUUUGUUUUGGUUUGUUUGUUUUUUUGUCUUUCCUCGCGGUUGCCAACAGCAACAAAUCCCAGUAUUAGAAAGCUGCUCUGUUUAGGUUUGCUGUCAUUAUGUCACAAGGGUUUUUUUUUUUCUUUCUUUCUUUCUUUCUUCUUCUUCUUUUCGUCGUUCUAUUUGAGUUGUUUGUUCUUCCUUUCUGUUCUCUACAUACCUGUGUUUGGAGCUCCGUCUCCACACACACACAAAAAAAGAAGAAAAAAAAAAAAAAAUCAAUGCUGUCCAGAAUUUUUCAGAGUCUAGCUGGGGUGGUUCCCUCAAUGCCGGCGCUGUGACGAGUGAAAGUAAAGGUUCUUUGCUCUAAGCGCUGUGGAUUAACGCCCCUGAACCCCCCCCCCCCCCCUCCCUCCCCUUCCACCCUCACCCGGCCCUUUCCCCCUCUACUGUUUUCCCCCAGUGGCCAAACUGUAUUUAUGCUGCUAGAUGAAUGGAAAAAAGAGAGAGGGAACUUUUACUUGCUGCGACGUUUUAGUCCCAGGCAAAAUUCCAAAUUGAACUCUAUAUGUUUGGACUUAAAGAAACAACAGAUGAAAAAAAAAAAAAAAAAGAAGAUAACAUCCGACAUUUUUGUUUUUAUUUUUGUUAGUUUUUUUUCUGCCACUGAAACUUGAGCCAAACGUGCCUCUACGAGGCUGAGAGGAGGGAGCGUGUCCGACAGAUACUGACGGGAUCGCCUGCAGAGAGGAAAACAAGGGGAUGUACACUGUUGGCGUGCGUGUGUGUGUGUGUGCGUGUGUGUGUGCGUGUGUUAGCGUGUUAAUGGGCAACUUGUAAACACAUUCCUUGGGACAACGCUCUUUCAGCCUGUUCUAUGGGGAAAUGUACAAAUGCUGUGUGGACUGGCAAAGGAAAAAAACAAAACAACAAAAAACUAGCAGAUGUAUUGGUUUUUAACACGUGAAUGAGAGAAACUGUCCGUAUCCGUGUGUGAUUGUUGUUCCAUUCAAAGACGUCUGAAGCAACAGAGGAGACCAUCACAAGCAUCAACUGACUGACAGGUCGAGCUGCCAGGAGUCUUAGUGUUACAUGUGGGCGGCGGUCGCUCGUCGGGCGGCGGUCGCAGACUCGUGGAUCGUCGGCCGGGAGGAAAAAUAAAAACACAAAGGCAACAAAAAAAAAAAAAAAAAAACGUGAACAGAAACGUUGUAGCCAAAACGAAAAAUCGUCUCAAUCUCCAAGAGUCACAACUCAAGCUGAACUGUGAAAGUGGUAUAACACUGUAUAUUAAAAAAAAAAGGAAAAAAAAAAAAAAGAAAACAAUCUCGCUCUAUCUCCUCUCGUUGUUUUCUCCCUCUGUUUUAAUUUAUGAUCUGGUUUGAGAAAUCAGAUUUGUUGCAGGUGUUUUAUUUUUUCAGUUCAUGUAAACUGCCUGGCAAAAAAGAAAAACAGACAGAAAAAACCUUAAAGGGAUUGUGUAUUUGUUUGAUUCACUUAGAAUUUUAUUUUCUUAUAACUUAAGUGCAAUAAAAUGUGGGUUUUUCUUUUUUCAUUUCAAGCAUAUCAGUUGUCUGUUUUUGUUACCUGUGUGAAGGCAUCUUAUAUGUUCAAUAAAGCAAAUUAUUUGGUUAAUAACA